This is a messenger RNA of Hydra vulgaris (swiftwater hydra), 1432 nucleotides long. RefSeq names its product transposable element Tcb1 transposase. Gene Ontology annotation, biological process: DNA transposition; DNA integration. NCBI's taxonomy places the organism in Eukaryota, Metazoa, Cnidaria, Hydrozoa, Anthoathecata, Hydridae. Gene Ontology annotation, molecular function: DNA binding. The record is from RefSeq and is a predicted model, not a curated record.
UCAAUUCGUGAUCAUUUUUUAUUUCUAUAUCAAUAAAAUUUAAAUUUUUAUUUUCAUUGCAUAUGUAAGGAAGCACUUUGUUGAGGGUAUUUAAAUAUAUUCACACAAAUAUAAAUAUUAUAACUUAUUGCUACUUUUAAUAUAUAUUUUGAACUUUAGUUAUUAUUACUUUAAAGUUAAAAUGUCUUGGUGCCGAGCAGUAUGGUUGGAGGGAUCAACAGAAGAAGAGCUGACAAUCCCGUCAGUUUGGAUUGAAGGAGCAGUAAAUGAAAAACAGUUUGUGAGGUGGCCCAAUGGUAUCAUUGUUUUUUAAAAGCAUGUAAACAGCAGGCAAUACCACAUAAUGAUUGGUUUUCCUUUCCACUCCUUAAGGAAAAAUGUCGUCAUAAUGAUAAAACAGCGUGUGAAGGAUUUGACUUCACUAGUGACGAUUCAGAAGCGUAUUCUAAUAAGCAAAUAGACAAAUCUUGUGAUUUGACCUUUGAAAAUGAGAAAGGAAUUGAAUAUAGAACAAUACAUAAAAUACCUGUAUGUCCUGAAGAGCCCAUGUUUAUUAGAGCUAGAUCGCGAUCCCCUUACGAUGUAUCUUCACAUUGUUCUGCUUUGCCAAAUCCUGGUUGUCCCCCUCUUGCUAUUACAGAGCUACGUUCUAAGCAAGCAGUUUCAAAAUCAUUUGGUUUUAAAACUUCAAAGAGUUCAGCAAUAAUAUCUUCUGGUUCCAAAACUUCUUCUAUCUUUUCAGCGUCUGCUGUUAAGUCCUGUCAAUCACAAUUUGUAUCAUCUGUAGUAAAAUCUACAGAUAAUACAUAUUCUAAAAUCCCUGUAAGUAAGUUUCUACAAAUGACUUCAAGUUCAGUAAUCCUACCAUCUUACUCCAAACAAGUUACAAUGCCACCAGUAAAAGCAACUCAAUUUACUAAAACCUCGAUAUCUAAAUUUCCUCUUCCUGAAGCUAAAUUUCAAUAUAAAGUAAUUCAUUUGCUCACUCAAAUUCUUGAGGAGCAGUGCAAGAUAUCGACACAGGAACCUGAACAUUCUUCAUAUCAUGUGCAGAAGCUCGAUAAUUUAGAGGAGUUUCAGGUUUUUGAUGAUGAACUUUCUGAUGUUGCAAAAUGUCUUCUUUUAAAAAGACAGUUAACAAUGGUUGGUGGAAAUUCGUUUCAUGCAAAUGUCAAAGCCAUACUUUCUAAACUCAUGACAAACAAGUUAAUGGCAUGUUACAACAUGAAUGGAAAAAAUAAAAAAUCAUUCAUAAAAACAAAAGUAUUCAGAGUCAUUGUGGAAAGCAUGUCAAAGUACAAAUUAAAUGAAUUGCACCAAGCUAUUGGCAACGUUCUAAAACGUGCUCCCGACAGAAAAGAUGGUGGUGGGCGUGGCUGUAGAGCGGAAGAUGAACAAGAUUUUUAUAACAAUAAAUCUCAAUGAUCUUUAA